This is a messenger RNA of Delphinapterus leucas (beluga whale), 6062 nucleotides long. NCBI's taxonomy places the organism in Eukaryota, Metazoa, Chordata, Mammalia, Artiodactyla, Monodontidae. The record is from RefSeq and is a predicted model, not a curated record.
GAAGAAACUGAGGCCUCAAGGCAGGGUCAUGCCAGACACUACUGUCUCUGCUUUGGCAGGUGGAACUGAACCACCCUCCCCGCAUAAGCCCUUAGUCCUUCCAGUGAGGAACUCCUUUUUCAGAGCCCUGUGGAAGCCUCGACUUAUUAUCAAAAGGAAGAUCCGGAAGUUCAGAGAGGUGAAGUGAUUUGUCUGAGGUCACACAGCCUGGAAAGCUGGCAGAGCUGGGAGGGUUCUAUCUAGGAAUUAGAGAAGAGGCAGGUUGGGCCCCCCUUCCCACCCCUUCGGAGUGGAGAGUCGGAUACCACCCGGAUCCUAAAGGAACAGUGAGCCCAGUGGCCCAGCUCUGAGGAUUCCUUCCAUUGUCAUCCGUUCCUUGAGCACAUAGUUGAGCCCUUGCCCAGUGCCAGGCGAACGGCUGUGUCUGGUCCCCACAGCAUCCCUGCGAGGCAGCAGUUCUGGCCCCAUUUUACCAAAGAGGAAACUGAGGCUCAGAGGAGCAAAAAGGCUUGCCGAAGCCACCCAGUGCGUGGAUUUGGACCCAGGGCCUCCUCAGCACCGCAGGCCUGCCCUGCCUCCUCUGGGCUGAGCCCCACUCUGCCUCCUGCCUGACCCCUGACCCCUCCUCCAGCCCCUCCCUGCCGCUCCUCUCUGGGCAGUGUGAAGGCCAGGAGCCUCCUCUGGGAAGCCACCCCACCCCUAGCCCCACGGGUUUCUCCUCUACCUCCAUAUUAGCUGUGUGACUUUGGUGAGUCAGCUCACCUCUCUCUGCCUCAGUUUCCCCAUUUGAAAAACAGGCCUGAUGGCAGUAUCCACAUCACAGACUUGUUCUAAGGAUCGAGUGUGGCACUAUGCGUGAUGCUCUGAGCAAUGCCAGCACGUAGUAAAUGCUCAAUAAAUGUUAGCUGUUUUAUAAUUUGUUUCAACCUGGGGAGGAAGGGAAUCACAGCCCCAUUCUCCAGAUAGGAAAACUGAGACCCAGAGAAAGGAAAUAGCAUCCACCAGACCACAGGGGGAUGUCACAGCCAGAAGGUUCCUGUGGCACAUCUCACUUUCCAGAUGGGGAAACUGUCCCCUUCCAGGACUCAGUUUUCUCAUCUGUGCAGUGGGUCUGUGCAUAUCUGGGGGGAGAUAGUUCCAUCACUUUGUACCAAUGUGGCUCCUCAGUCCUCAGCCACCCUAGGAUGGGGGUCAGAGGGAUGUAGGGGCUCUUGUUCUGUCCCCUGCGCCCUGUGGGGCUGUGCCCUGUGUUCUCUGGCCCUGAGUUAUGCCAAGUCCCCAAGGCUGGGCCUGCCUAGGAAGCUGAACCAGGCCCUGCCAGGCCUUCUGGGUGCCCUCUGGCUGCCGCCACCCAGGUCCCACCACAUCACCUGGUCCACCUGCCUCCUCUGCUCUGUGUCCUGGGCAAAUGGCUUCUCUUUUUGAGCCUCAGUUUCCUUAUCUGUGAGAUGGGGGCAGGGGUCUUUUCCUCACAGGGCUGUUGGGAAGAUGUGAUAAGCUCAUUCUCCCCAGAUGCCUGCCCAUGUCGGGCUUAUAGAAAGUGCCCAGUCCGUGGCUACGUUUACAAGGAUUGGCAGGAUUCUGACUAGCAGCAAGGGGAGCAGCAUUCCAGGCAGAGGACCCGGCUGAGCAAAGGCUGGGAGGUGGGAUGGUUUAGGGAGCACCCCAUGGGUGGGUGGGGGAAAGUGGGAGAGGACCCCCCACCUUCCAGGAUUUGGACCAGCCCUGAGGGAGGUGGGCAGGGUGUCAGUGCCGACUGCGGUGGUGUCGACCUCCCCACCCUCCAAACUUUAGAUCUCCUUUCACAGCUUCUGGAGCAGCCACCUGCCCUCCCCACCCCCACCCCUGCCAGGUGUUCCCGGAGGCCCUGGAACCAGAUGAGCCACAGUUCUAUUUGGGGACAAUUCUGCUGUUCCCGUUUCUCUCCUGUGCCCUAGUUUCAGAAACGACGUGGGUUUGGUUACCAGUUGGCCGUUGGUGGAAAGCCCUCUCCCCCACUCCGCCCCUACCUUAGAUCUGUGGGCAGUGUGGGCAAAAUCGGACUCAGUACUGCCUCUGGGAGCUGCUCCUGGCUUCUGCCCCUGGGGUCUCCAGGCAGGGAGUCGGCAGCUGGACUUCUGAUUACCUGCUGGUGAGGUCUGGGCCUUGUGCUGGGUGCUGGGGACCCCAAAGAUUCACUCUGGGAGCAGCCUACAACCUGGGGGAGCCAGACACAGACCCUGAUCGUUGCCCUACCAUGAGAGCACAGAGGCUCAGACAAAUGAAGUGACUUCCCAGCUAUGAGAGAGAGCACCAGGAUCUGAUACCAGAUGAGGCCCAGAGAGGGGAAGUGACUUGCCUAGGGUCACACAGCGGGGAGAGGUAGAGCAGGGCCUCUAGUCCGAGACCGCCGACUCUACGCCUGGUGUUCGUGCUGAGACCUCAGGCUGCUUCCCAGGUCCUCUGGGAUAGCCCCUGCCUUGCACCAGCAGGACCAUGGGCAGCAACAAGAGCAAGCCCAAAGAUGCCAGCCAGCGGCGCCGCAGCCUGGAACCUGCUGAUAACACCCAUGGCGGCUGUGGCGGCGGCGGCGGCGGCGGCGGCGGCGGGGGUGCCUUCCCCACCUCACAGACCCCCAGCAAGCCGGCCUCCGCUGAUGGACACCGGGGCCCCAGCACGGCCUUCGCCCCUGCAGCCGCUGAGCCCAAGCUGUUCGGAGGUUUCAAUUCCUCCGACACAGUCACCUCCCCGCAGAGGGCGGGGCCCCUGGCUGGCGGAGUGACCACCUUUGUGGCCCUCUAUGACUAUGAGUCGCGGACAGAGACCGACCUGUCUUUCAAGAAAGGGGAGCGGCUCCAAAUUGUCAACAACACGAGGAAGGUGGAUGUCAGCCAGACCUGGUUCACAUUCAGAUGGCUGCAAAGAGAGGGAGACUGGUGGCUGGCCCACUCACUCAGCACAGGACAGACGGGCUAUAUCCCCAGCAACUACGUCGCACCCUCCGACUCCAUCCAGGCCGAGGAGUGGUACUUUGGCAAGAUCACCAGACGGGAGUCAGAGCGGUUACUGCUCAAUGCGGAGAACCCAAGAGGGACCUUCCUAGUGCGAGAAAGUGAGACCACGAAAGGCGCCUACUGCCUCUCAGUGUCUGACUUCGACAACGCCAAGGGCCUCAACGUGAAGCACUACAAGAUCCGCAAGCUGGACAGCGGCGGCUUCUACAUCACCUCCCGCACCCAGUUCAACAGCCUGCAGCAGCUCGUGGCCUACUACUCCAAACACGCUGACGGCCUGUGCCACCGCCUCACCACUGUGUGCCCCAUGUCCAAGCCACAGACUCAGGGCCUGGCCAAGGACGCCUGGGAGAUCCCCCGGGAGUCGCUGCGGCUGGAGGUCAAGCUGGGCCAGGGCUGCUUCGGAGAGGUGUGGAUGGGGACCUGGAAUGGCACCACCAGGGUGGCCAUCAAAACUCUGAAGCCCGGCACGAUGUCUCCGGAGGCCUUCCUUCAGGAGGCCCAGGUCAUGAAGAAACUGAGGCAUGAGAAGCUGGUGCAGCUGUACGCGGUGGUGUCUGAGGAGCCCAUCUACAUCGUCACGGAGUACAUGAGCAAGGGGAGUUUGCUGGACUUUCUCAAGGGGGAGACAGGCAAGUACCUGCGGCUGCCUCAGCUGGUGGACAUGGCUGCUCAGAUCGCUUCAGGCAUGGCGUACGUGGAGCGGAUGAACUAUGUCCACCGAGACCUCCGCGCUGCCAACAUCCUGGUUGGAGAAAGCCUCGUGUGCAAAGUGGCUGACUUUGGGCUGGCUCGGCUCAUCGAAGACAAUGAGUACACAGCCCGGCAAGGUGCCAAAUUCCCCAUCAAGUGGACGGCUCCAGAAGCUGCCCUCUAUGGCCGGUUCACCAUCAAGUCAGAUGUGUGGUCCUUUGGGAUCCUGCUGACAGAGCUCACGACAAAGGGACGGGUGCCCUACCCCGGGAUGGUGAACCGCGAGGUGCUGGACCAGGUGGAGAGGGGCUACCGGAUGCCCUGCCCGCCCGAGUGUCCCGAGUCUCUGCAUGACCUCAUGUGCCAGUGCUGGCGGAAGGACCCAGAGGAGCGGCCCACCUUUGAGUACCUGCAGGCCUUCCUGGAGGACUACUUCACGUCCACCGAGCCCCAGUACCAGCCCGGAGAGAACCUAUAGGGCGUGGGCUACAGGGCCAGACUGCCUUCUUGGCUUGGAUCCUGAGCUGGGUGGCCCCUGACGUGGGGUCUUGCCUGCCUCUGCCUGUCCGCCCCCCGUUGAUCCUCUCUGUGGGGCUGAAUUGCCAGUGACGAGGCCCCUCCCUCUUUUGUGGCAUGGAAGGGCUUGGGGCCUGGGGCCGCCCUGGGGGCGGGGUCCAAGGCUGGCGCAGUGACUGUGCCCCAGCCCCUGGCCAGCCGCACACCUCCUCCCUGCGUUCCCUCCUGGAGCUCUGUGCGUCUCAGCAGGAGGAACUGGGAAGAAGGGCCGGGCUGAGGGCACCCUUUUCUUAGCCUCAACCUACUGCACGCACUGGCCCUUUCCCACUUCCACGCCACCCCAGGUCUGUCUGCAGAGCUAGCCAAAGAGCCUUUCCAAAGAGGAGUGAUGGGCCACUAGCCCUCGGCCUGCCUGCCACCCUGCUCCUUGCCAUCCAUUUCUGAAACGCCUGUUGGUGGAGGCUGCUGGGUCCAGCCCCCUCUGCUGUGGCUCCCAGGCUGGUGAGGCCUAGCUUGACUUGUUGCUGGUGGGUGGGGUGGACACCUCCCUCAAACCCUGCCCUUCUUAGACCUGAGGGAUCCUUAGAGAUCUUCAAUUCCUUGUCCCCAUACUACCCAUGGGGAAACUGAGUCCAGAGAGGGGAUAUGACUUGCCCAAGGCCACAGAGCAGUUCAGGGUUGAGGUGGGAUUGGAACCUGGUGCUCCCUCUGUCUUCCUCAGGAACCAACAGGAUUGUCCUUUGAGGCACUGUGGACAGACUGGGGCAGCCCAGGGGACAAGGGGCCUGAGGACGGGUUAGAGGUAGCAGAGAGAGUCCUGCUGCCUCUGUUUGCUCAGUGGGCUAUUGUGGGGGGAGAGAGUGGAGGUAGAUGUGGGGCUGAGCUAGAAAUGAAUGGUACAAGGGUAGGGAGGCAGGUUUCAAUCAGAAGGUGGGAGGUAUUUGACCUUUGGAGCUAGUCAAUCAUGAAAGAGAGUGAGCUCACCGGCUCUGGAGGCAAUCAAGCAGAAAUAGAAGAUCCAAAUGAUUGGGAGGCCCUGGCCUCAGGAAGGAACCCCAGGUCCUCCUUCACCCAGUUUGUCCUGUGUCAUUUCAACGCCUGGCCCCUGCUCUUCUCCCCAGUUUGGCACCUUUAACUCACGAGUACGGAAAGGAGUGCCUAGACUGGGGUGAGGAGAGAGGACUGGGGUGUCUAUUGCCACACACCAGGACUGGCUGUGUGCCCUCGGGCAGCCCCUGCUUCCUUCUCUGGGCUGCAUUGUCUGCCUCCAUUUGAGGCCAUGGCCUCUGCAACUGCUCCACUCCUGUCCAGACCCUGUGGCCUGGCAUCACGUGGUGAGCUCAGCCCAUGGCAUCAGGAGACCGUGUUUUGGCCCUUGGGCUAUGUGGUGGCUUCUCCCUGGACCUCAGUGUGUCCUUCUUAAAUGGGGCAGCCAACAGUUUGUAGGCAUCUUGCCAAGGGCCCCUGUGUGCGUGUGUGUGUGUGUGUGUGUGUGUGUGUGUGCACGUGUAUGUUCCUCCAUGUGUGUUCAUAUUUAACAUGUAAAAACGCCCUCUGCUCUGUCCCCCAGACCUGUUGUACAUUUCACCCACAGCCCCCCAUCAUAGCAAUAACGUUCCUGCUGCCAGGGGUUCUCGAGCCAGCCAGGCCCUGCCAGUGGGGAGGGAGGCCAAGUGGUGCCUGCCUAUGAAAUUUCAACUUUUCCUUUCAUACAUGUUUAUUACCCAAGUCUUCUCCUGUCCUGUCUCCGUCCCAGUCGAAUCUGGACUCACUUACCCCAGCGCGCUCCCAAAUCCCCUUCUGACUGCCCAGUGUCCUUUGUAUAAGGUGUCCUAAUACUGUCUUUUUUUUUUUUUUAAA